AUGCCGAACCUGAAGCUGUUCAAGCGCCGGUCAAGCCAGAACGCACUCGAUCUUGCUUCCUCAGAUCAGAACGAGUCGCCUCAGCCGGCGCAGUCAUCCUUUCGUGUUCUCGACAGGCCCCAGAAAGCUCAACACGCAUUCGAAGGUCCCUCUGCAAGAAGCGGGACCCCUCAGCGCCCCUUUCAAUCGCCGCUUGAGCAGUUGCGGAGAGGGUCUGCGGAUGGGUCCGGCUCUGGGCUCAACAGGUGCGUUGACGAUCUGAGGCCCCAACGACCAGACGGGACGCUAAAGGCUGGCAGAGGAAGCGGCGGCACGACCAACUCCGACUCCAGCAGAUACUACGAUUCGUCGGCAGCGUCUGCACGGCACAGCUCGUCGUCUACGCUACCGUCUUCAAUAGAACCAGAGCGGGAACCAGAGAACGAUGAGCUUUUCCCGCGCAAAGCACCAACCGUGCCAAUGCACAAUCCCAGCGGCGCAGACGACAACGACCCACUGCCGCCGCCACCAUCAUUCACUUCUCGCGCUGCGCGAGCAUUCUCUUUCGCUCAGAAGCAUGCCCGAAACAACUCCACCGCAUCGAGAGAUCCACCGCCAGCUCUCAGUUCUGGCAAUGGUGUUCCUAGAAGCCCGGAGUCUACUCACACAGCACAGCGUGACCGGUCAAUGACCUCUAGUAGCUAUGCUAGCACCGCCAAGCCGCCCCGACACGACCUUGAUCUCAACCUAGGUGCUUCCAAUUUCGGAGAUGACUUUGGCAAUCUGUUCAGUGGUCUCGGCAGAAGCGCCAAUCACAGCAGGGACGAACUUGGGCUGCCGUCACCUGUCGCUCCCAGCAUCUUCCAUCGAACAGAGAGCGAACCCACAUUCCCACCGCGAGCGUUCAACAGAAAGUUGAUGACCCCUUCACCGAACAUACCGAGGAGCCCGAGGGAUGAUGCUGGCUCGCCUCUCUCGUCCGAAGAGCACGACAUCCACGAACGUUUGAUUGCUGGCUCAGGUCUCAGCUCUCCCAGAACGGAAGAUGAUGCGCCCACUCCACCUGCACAUACGAGUGGACUAACCACCGCUUUCCUUGGGAAGGUGACAGGUGGCUAUUCUCUUGUACCCGAGCGGAAGACAUCCCCCAGUUUGGAGCGGUCAUCGUAUGACAGCGAGGCUCCGUGGACUGCAGAGGAGGAACAUGUGUAUGGAAACGGGGUGCUACAGCUACCGAACGGCAACGAGACGUUAAGGAAGGUAGAGACGAACAACACAGAGGAAGAGACUUCUUCCAAGUUCUCUUUCCAAUCCUCAGAUGCUGGCUCUAAGCGAACACAGAUCCUCAGCCGGCCGCAAGCGAUGCCAGGUGCAACCAGAUCGGUCAACAACAGCCCAAACGUUGAGACCGGGCCCUCAGUCCUCUCUUCCAACUCCACCACGCCUCGAGCAGCGAAGCUCGCGGUCAACGGCUCCCAUGAUGAGUCGCUAUUCGAUUCGUCACCACUCGGACCAGCGAGUCACGCUCUCAGGCCCGGCCAUGAGCGAACUGACAGUGGCGCUAUGAGAAGGAUGACAACAGCUCAAUUCCAGGCUCUGCAGAGGAGUGGUAACAGCAGCCUUGAGAAUAGCGAAGACGAGGUGCACGAGCAUGAUGAAGAUGAGGACGUGGACGAGGAGGAGCGCGCAAAGCUUGUUACCCGGCAGAGAAGGCAGCAGCUGGCUAACAUGUCUGUCUACCGCCAGCAGAUGAAGAAAGUCACUGGUGGCGGACCGGCAGAUCUUCCCAUAGUUCGAUCAUCUAUGGAGCGUGCCUCGAAUAGCGCGCCCCCGGCGACUAACAUGGCAAUGUUGCAUUUCGGCGGCAUAGGCGGAACGCCGCCUCCGGAGACAGUUCGCGGAAAGCAAACUGAAGAAGAGGACGACGACGUUCCGCUUGGCAUCCUGCAAGCGCAUGGCUUCCCGAGUGCCAGUCGACCGCCUACACGUCAGAUGGCCAACGAUGCUCAGCAUAGACCAUCCGUGGCCGGCUCGGUCGUCAACGGUGGUGCAGGGCAAGGCAGUCUCCCUCCCUUCGCCCGGAGGUUGCCCGCUGAUCCAUACUUCGGCGCAAGCCUGGUAAAUCAGUCACACCGUGAGUCACUAGCUUUCAGCACGGCAGGAUCAGUCUAUGGAGGUGCGACGUCUCCCAUGCCACCCCAGCAGCAACAUCACGGCGGGCUUGUCGGUGUCAUUGCGAGCGAAGAGCGUGCCAAGGCUUCUCGAAGAGGGAGUCCUAAUCCUGUCACAGGCACCUACAACACACCCAUGCCAGCCAAUGCACCUCAACAGAUGCCUGGGAUGCCUCGCACCAUGAGCAUGGGCAGCACGGCUAAUCCGCAGGUCUACUCGCCGAGCGGAUACACGCCGGGUAUGCCGAUGAUGGCGGGAAUGCCACAGAUGAUGAUGCCGUCCAUGGACCCGACUCAACAGCAGAUGCAGCAGUUCAUGCAGAUGCAAAUGCAAUGGAUGCAGAAUAUGAUGGCGAUGCAACAGCAGCAGUUCAGCCAGAACAACACUCCCCAACAGAUAACACCAGCCACGGACUACCUCGGCGUGCCACUGCCGCAGCAAAGACCGAUGUCCGUCAUGAGCCACGCGGCCUCUUUCCAGGGCAUGCCGCCCGGCCACGGCCGUGCGAUGACGAUGAUGAGUCCGCCUUCGCAGUGGGAUCUGGGCAGGAGCCAGCAACGCCCUAUGAGCGCGAUGCCGAGCGGCUACCCGCAGUCUGGGCUCAACAUUCCGGCUCCAAGUCCAGGUUACGCGCCUUCUCUUGCGCCUAGCGAGCGCAGCAACAUCGGCAUGCCUUCCAGGUACCGCCCGGUGACGCCUGCCAACGAUGGCGCAACGUUGACCGGACGUUCCCAAAGUUUAGACUCGUCGAUGACACUGCAGGCCUUGUCCAACGAGCCGCGAUCAAGAAGUCAGGAGCCUCUGCCGAAGUCGACCAUCCGUAUUGUUGACAAGCCGAAGGGUGCGGCGAAGGUGACGACUCGGCCGGUCAACGCUGAAGGUGAUGAGGAGGAAGACUGGGCUGAGAUGGCGAAGAAACGGACCGAGAAAAAGUUCGGCUGGCGUAAGAAGGAGACCAGAGCCGGUAUGGAGCCCGCUCUGACCGAGUUGUAUUCGACGACGGAGUAA
Messenger RNA from Baudoinia panamericana UAMH 10762, 3159 nucleotides. RefSeq lists its product as uncharacterized. The transcript has 2 exons. The coding region runs from base 1 to 3159 and encodes 1052 amino acids. The record is from RefSeq and is a predicted model, not a curated record. Lineage: Eukaryota; Fungi; Ascomycota; Dothideomycetes; Mycosphaerellales; Teratosphaeriaceae.